AUGAAUAUGGAUAUUCCAUCAAACAAUAAGCAGCUUCUUAGGUCUGGAAGUUCUUGUAAUAAGAUCAGACAAAUAGUUAGGCUUCAGCAGCUGCUCAAAAAAUGGAAAAAGAUUGCAGCUGCAUCCCCUUCUUCUACUCACCUUCAACGCAAUACUAGUAGUGGUACUAGCAUCAAUAAGUUCCUCAAGAAAACUCUUUCAUUUUCAGACAAGGAAGACGUCAAUAAUAGUAAUAGUAAUAAUAAUAAUAAUAAUGUCCCCAAAGGAUGCCUUGCAGUACUAUGCGUUGGCAAGGAGGAGGAGAAGAGAUUUGUCAUCCCAAUGGACUACUUGGCCCAUCAAUCAUUUCAAGUCCUCUUGAGAGAAGCUGAAGAAGAGUUUGGUUUCCAACAACAGGGAAUCCUCAAGAUUCCUUGUCAAAUCUCCCUUUUUGACAAGAUUUUGAAAACCAUACAAUCUAAUAAACAACAACCAAAUGAUGAUACUACUAUUCACAAUAAUGUCGUCGGCGCCUGCUGCUGCUCUCCAGACAAUCACCAACAACAACACAAUAUCAUGCCUCCUCAAUUGUGCAGUAUAUGAAUCAUCCAUUCAGCAUACUACUGCUUUUUCUUAUUCAUUCCCCCCCCCCCCCCCUUUUUUUUUUAAUUAAUUAAUUACUACGUAUUUAGUCUUCAUGCAUGUUGUACAUUUCUUGUCGAUCAGACAUAUAACUCACUCCUCCCUCUUCUCGCUUUAUCACUUUCUCUUCUAGCAAUUUUCUAUGCAUGGCUUCUUAAGUUUGAAAA
This is a messenger RNA of Solanum pennellii, 788 nucleotides long. RefSeq names its product auxin-responsive protein SAUR72-like. The transcript has a single exon. Gene Ontology annotation, biological process: response to auxin. Lineage: Eukaryota; Viridiplantae; Streptophyta; Magnoliopsida; Solanales; Solanaceae. The record is from RefSeq and is a predicted model, not a curated record. The coding region runs from base 1 to 582 and encodes 193 amino acids.